AGGUCCUGCACCUCUGGCCUGCACCUUUUACUUUCGAUCGUGCAGUCGUGAAUACUUACUUUCGAAACAGGGAAAAUCUGCAAGGCAAGCUUGAAUGAUGAGCAGUAGUCGGCGUUCUACCCCUCAUGACGAGGAGAGUAUCUACCGUAUCCCACCUUAUUAUUACAUUCAUGUCUUGGAUCAGAACACCAAUGUCACCAAGGUUGAAGUUGGUCCAAAAACCUUCAUUCGACAGGACAAUGAAAAGGUCAUUCUUGGUCCAGAGAAAAUGAUAACUAUUCCUCCUCGUCAUUACUGUAUUGUUGAAAAUCCAGUGCUCAGGGAUAAAGAUGGACGCGUUCUUAUUGAUGCUAAUGGACAGAUCAAACUGGGUCAUGCUGAUCAGGAUAUCCGUCUUGCACAAGACCCAUUUCCUUUAUAUCCUGGUGAAGUUUUAAAGCAAGGCGUUUCAGGUCUGAGGGUAGUCAUGGCUAACUCUGCAAUUCGACUUCGUGCUAUGCUGGACUUUGAGUCUGAAUCAGGAGAGAAGAGGGUAGCUGGUGAUGAAUGGCUGUUUGAAGGUCCAGGUACUUACAUACCAAAGAAAGAAGUUGAAGUUGUAGAAACAAUCCUUGCGACCAUCAUCCAACCAAACCAAGCCAUUAGACUGAGAGCAAGGAAAGAAACAAAAGAUCGUGAUGGUAACAUACGUGUCGCUGGGGAAGAGUGGCUGGUUAAAAAGAUUGGUGCUUACCUUCCAGGUGCUUACGAGGAAGUAGUUGAUGUGGUUGAUGCUUAUGUAUUGACUGAGAAGAAAGCUCUACACCUUCGAUCAACACGGACAUUCAAAGAUGAUAAAGGUGUUUUACGGAAGAAUGGAGAAGAGUGGUUAAUCACCAUGGCAGACACAGAGGCUCACAUUCCAAAUGUUUAUGAAGAGGUUGUUGGAGUAGUUGAUAUCACAACGUUGAACAACCGUCAGUACUGUGUCAUUUUGGAUCCAGUCGAUAAAGAUGGUAAACCCCAACUUGGUCAAAAGAAGCUUGUCAAGGGAGAGAAGUCGUUUUUCUUGUUGCCUGGUGAAAAGCUUGAGCAAGGCAUCCAAGAUGUGUUUAUUCUUGGCGAGGAUGAGGGAGUAAUUUUAAAAGCAAAUGAAGCUUUUAAUGAUGUUGAUGAAAAAGAGAAAGAGCUGCCAAGACGACCUGGUGACCGCUGGAUGAUCCGUGGACCUAGUGAAUAUGUUCCUCCUGUUGAAGUUGAAGUUGUUGCACGAAGGAAAGCCAUUCCCCUAGAUGAGAAUGAAGGAAUCUAUAUCCGGGAUAUUAAGACUGGAAGGGUGAGGGCUGUAUGUGGUCAGACAUAUAUGUUAACACAAGAUGAAGAGCUCUGGGAAAAGGAAUUACCUCCAACUGUUGAACAACUUCUGGCGGGAGGAAAGGAUCCCCUGGCUGACCGUGGCACCCGGAAUGUUGUUUUACCAGAGAUUUCUAGUUUUCCAUCCAUGCAGCAAAUGUCCAACCAAUGGGAUGAAUUUUCUAACUCAGUUCAAAGUCAAAAUUCAUCAAGACGUCCUGGUCCUUUAAGAGAACAAAGAGAAUCCAGAAGUAACUUUGGAAGAAACAAAACCAGAGUUGUGACAUUCAGAGUGCCUCAUAAUGCAGCGGUACAGAUAUAUGAUUACAAAGAGAAGACUGCAAGAGUUGUGUUUGGUCCUGAGUUGGUUAUGCUGUGUCCUGAUGAACAGUUUACACAGCUCAGUCUGUCAGGAGGAAAACCAAAGAAACCCAAUGUAAUAAAGGCACUGUGUUUGCUUCUUGGCCCAGACUUCUGUACUGACAUCGUCACAGUAGAGACUUCUGAUCAUGCUAGACUGCAGCUGCAGUUAUCUUACAACUGGCACUUUGAAGUUGGUGACAAGGGUCCAAAGGAUGCUGCAAAAUUGUUUUCUGUUCCAGAUUUUGUCGGAGACGCUUGUAAAGCGAUUGCUUCAAGGAUACGUGGUGCAGUAGCUGGGGUCCAGUUUGAUGACUUUCACAAGAAUUCAGCAAAGAUCAUCCGUACUUCAGUGUUUGGCAUUGACGACAAUCACAAAAUUCGAAGCAAGUUUACUUUCCCCGCAAACAAUCUGAACAUAACAAGCAUUGAUAUCCAAUCUGUGGAGCCAGUAGAUCAACGAACCAGAGAUGCACUACAGAAGUCAGUCCAGUUAGCCAUUGAGAUUACAACUAAUUCUCAAGAAGCUACAGCGAGACAUGAAGCAGAAAGGUUGGAACAAGAAGCCAAGGGUCGACUAGAAAGGCAGAAGAUAACAGAUGAAGCUGAAGCAGAACGUGCUAGAAAGGAGUUGUUAGAGCUUCAGGCUCAAAGUGCUGCAGUGGAAUCAACAGGACAAGCUAAGGCUGAAGCCCAGUCCAGAGCAGAGGCGGCUCGAAUUGAAGGCGAGGCUGCAGUUCAACAGGCAAAGCUAAAGGCUGAAGCUGCUAAGAUUGAGGCUGAAUCUGAACUGCAACGCCUGAGUAAAACAAGGGAGGCAGAGUUGAAGUACCAACAUGAACAGAACACAUUGGAUGUAACAAAGGCCAAAGAGAUGACAGGCAUUGAGACAGACAAGUUUAAGAACAUGGUGUCAUCUAUCGGUUCAGAUACUAUUCAAGCAAUAGCCACGGCUGGACCAGAGAUGCAGGUGAAACUGUUGCAGUCUUUGGGUCUGAAGUCCACCCUGAUAACAGAUGGUAGCUCACCUAUCAACCUAUUUAGCACAGCUCAAGGUCUCAUUGGUGCUCUUCAGCAACCAGGCUCUUCUGCAGACUACUGACUGUGUCUGGCUAAUAAAGCAAUUCAACGCAGCACCUAACUUGCGAGGCUUAGUGAAGCCUGUAAUCACUGUAAUGGUUAAUAGAGCGAUUUUCACUUGAGUGUCGAAAGCUAACAAAAAACCCUCCCUCUUCAUCGUCCAAUACAUGUAAGAAGUAUAACCAAAACCAAUGGUGACGCGCUCCAACACGUUAUCUCACGCUUCACUUCAGUUACAUAUAUUUACUUUGUGUUUUGAUUGGUUCAUUGGAUUGUCUACAUCGUUUGUGAUUGGCUAGAAUGACUUUAACUUCCUUUUUCGACACUCAAUUGAAAACCCGCUACACUCAGCGGAAUAACUUUAGAAUUAUUUCCGUAUAGACUAAGUUAAGAAGAAAAGGCUCCCAGACACUUUAAAUCUGUGAAAAACUCAGAACAUAAUUUUUUGAAAAUUGGUAAACAUUCAAAUAGACAAAAAUGUACCAAAGGGAAAAAAUGUCAUUAAGUAGUUUGUCAUUGUCUUGGCAACUAAUUUUGAUCACAUAAACAUCUGAUUAUAUCUAUUAGUAAAUGCCUAACAGGUUUUGUUCUACUCGUGUAUUGUCAAACAUCAUUAGGCUAAAGUAACUUCCAAGGAACCCUAAUUUUAACUUAACUUUGAGAAUGUAUUAAUGUCUGAUGGAAGAUAACAAUAACAAACACA
Orbicella faveolata is the source of this 3475-nucleotide messenger RNA. RefSeq names its product major vault protein-like. Gene Ontology annotation, cellular component: nucleus; cytoplasm. The record is from RefSeq and is a predicted model, not a curated record. Lineage: Eukaryota; Metazoa; Cnidaria; Anthozoa; Scleractinia; Merulinidae.